Protopolystoma xenopodis is the source of this 165-nucleotide messenger RNA. The record is from the annotation of a GenBank genome assembly. NCBI's taxonomy places the organism in Eukaryota, Metazoa, Platyhelminthes, Monogenea, Polystomatidea, Polystomatidae.
AGCUUUAAGGCUUCCGGAAUGGACAGUCGAUAUGAAACCCGAGCACAGCAAUACCAUACCCUACUCGGCUUACAGCAGUUGUGGGCUGAUCUCAACGCAAACCAGGCUAGACAGCCAAACAGCGAUGAUGCGCAUUGGACACAUGCAGCAAUAGCGGCAGGCUAG